Alternaria burnsii is the source of this 1386-nucleotide messenger RNA. RefSeq lists its product as uncharacterized. The transcript has 3 exons. Gene Ontology annotation, biological process: proteolysis. Gene Ontology annotation, molecular function: serine-type exopeptidase activity; dipeptidyl-peptidase activity. The record is from RefSeq and is a predicted model, not a curated record. Lineage: Eukaryota; Fungi; Ascomycota; Dothideomycetes; Pleosporales; Pleosporaceae. The coding region runs from base 1 to 1386 and encodes 461 amino acids.
AUGAGUGGCGACGAGUUGAAUACGUACGUAAGUACCAGGACGCGGCUCGGCCAACCAUUGUCAAGCUACCGAGCAAGUACACAAGCCCGACAGCAGGCACGCCAGCAUAGCCUAUUAGUAUCACGCUCAGCAGGCGCCCAGAUCCAUGUUCACGAGGGCGUUAACAGGGCUCUUCAUGCUGGAGAGAAAGAUGUCGUGAACGGAUGGAAUCGAGGUAAGCUGCAGUAUGGCCAUGUCUUUUUAACCAAAAGUGGCUCGCCGGGAGUUCUGGCUGAGCAGAUUGGAGCAGCUGCCAUUCUUCUCGAACACCGGUACUGGGGUACUAGCACACCUUUUUCUAACCUCAGCACCGAAAAUCUGAAGUACCUUACUUUCGAGAACAGCAUGAAGGAUGUAACACAUUUCGCACGUGAGGUUCAACUGCCUUUUGCUACCCAUGAGAACGCUAGCAGCAACGCUAAAGAUGUUCCAUGGAUAGUAAAGACAUCUCUUGUUAUCGACCACAUGGAUAGCAUCCUGAACACUGGCUCUCGGGACGAGCAAUACGCACUCAAGGCUAAGUUUAGCAUGCAAGACGUCGCUCAUAAUGACGACUUCAUGGCUGCUCUGGCGCAUGGGCCUUAUCUCUGGCUGGGUAAUCAGUUUUCCUACAACACGGGCUUUUUCACUUUUUCCGACUACAUUGAAAACGCCGUGAACGCUACCCCCAGCAACCUUCCGUCCGAAGCUGGUGUUGGUCUCGACAAAGCGCUCGAAGGAUACGCGAAAUGGUGGAAAGAGACCAGACUCCCGAAUCACUGCGCCUCAUAUGAGUACCCUGAUUUCAACACCACGGACAAUACUGGCUGCUUCGACACCUACAACGCGAGCUCCCCGCUCUUCACUGAUACGAAACUGGGCAAUUCCAUGAGCCGUCAGUGGGUCUGGAUGACUUGCAAUGAACCUUUUGGAAACUGGAAAGUUGGCGCUCCCCCAGGACGUCCGUCGCUCACUUCCCGCCUCAUAACAACAGACUACUGGGUUCGCCAAUGCGGACUAUACUUCCCUCCCGGACCGAAUGGAGAAACGUACGGCAUCGCAGCAGGGAGAACCGCAGAGCAAGUUAAUGCGUACUCGGGAGGUCGGAAUUUCACUAAUACAAGCCGACUCAUCUAUGUGAAUGGCGAGUACGACCCAUGGCGAGAAAUCAGCGUUUCGGCGAAAGGGAGGCCUGGAGGUCCGCUGCAGAGCACCAAGCAGGUUCCUGUCGAGAUCGUCCCUGGCGGUGGUCAUGUGACUGAUUUAAGCACUAAGAAUGGGAAAGUGAAUGCUGGGGUGAAAGAGGUGCAGGAUCGAGUGUUGAAGCAAUUGUUUGAUUGGGUCAAAGAAUUGUCCAAGGGGAAUUAA